Molecule: messenger RNA, 1566 nt
Organism: Chanos chanos (milkfish)
Lineage: Eukaryota; Metazoa; Chordata; Actinopteri; Gonorynchiformes; Chanidae
Product: G-protein coupled receptor 22
Exons: 1
Coding region: 1-1566 (521 amino acids)
Biological process (GO): cellular response to hormone stimulus; G protein-coupled receptor signaling pathway
Cellular component (GO): plasma membrane
Molecular function (GO): G protein-coupled receptor activity; peptide binding
Source: RefSeq, a predicted model, not a curated record
AUGGAGACCGAUGUCGGCAUUCCCGGGAGCCAGGUGCUCUCGCUCCUGCAGGCCAGUGAUGACGGAGCAAAGACAGGGGCGGGACUGGCCGACCAAGGAGGGGCGUGGCUCGGUUUCCGAGCAACGGUGAGUGCGGUGCUGCUAUUGGAGCUGCUGCUGGGAGUGGGUGGGAACCUGACCGUGCUGGUGUUGUACUGUGGCCACUGCAGCCUGUUGGAAUCUGUCAGUCAUGCCGUCACUCUCAGUUUACACACGCUCGACCUGCUUCUCUGCGUCCUCUGCCUACCAAUCACAGCCACUCUGCUCCUGCUGGGCGGAGCCUCUGCUCCAAACCACGUGCUUCUCUGCUGCCUGCACGAAUCAGCAUCCAGCUUUGCCAGCGUUGGCACCGCCCUCAACCUGCUGCUCAUCAGCCUGGACCGCUAUGACAUCAGCGUCCGGCCGGCCAAUCGGCUGCUGACGCCGCGGCGGGCGGCGCUUCUCCUGGCCGCGGUGUGGGCGGUGUCUCUCACUGUGCCCCUCCUGCCGUUCAUGGAGGCGGGGUUUCUGUCGGGUGCGGUAGCAGUGGGCGGAGCUGUGGAGGACGAGCUGGUGACGGCUAACAGUACAGAGCUGUGUGUGCAGUGGGGCGGGGUGUUUAACGCUCACCUGGUGCUGCAGGUGCCCGUGUUUCUGUGCUCUCUGGCCGUCAUGCUCUUCACGUACUCGCGCAUCCUACAAGCUCUGCGCAUGCGCAUCGGACGUACUCCUCUCCCACGAAACCAGCGCGACCCCUCCCAGCCACGCCUGUUCUCAUCACGCCUCAGGAGGAAGAAAGGGGGCAGGUCGUCGCCGGGUAACACGACGCAGCCACGCCUCCUUCCUUCCCCCAUCCCCACCUCUCCCCCUCCCCUCUCCACUGGUCCGCUCAUCGCCUCAGACACGGUUACCACAGUGACUGUUACCACAGAGACGAACAAUACCCCGUCUGUGAUCACACCGCUCAGUCCCGACUCCACAGUUACGACGGUGACCACGCCACUGAGCCCAGCCCCAACAAUCACCACAGUAACCACGCCCCAGAGCCCCACCCCCACCGUUACCACGGUAACAGCGUCGCUGAGCCCCGCCCCCAUCGCCGGAGCAGCCCCUCCCCACGUGGGGGUGGGGGCCUCAGUGUCUGCUAUUUUAGCCCUCCGCCGCGCCGUGAGGAGACACAGGGACCGGCGGGAGCGCCAGAGGCGGGUUUUCAGGAUGUCCGUCAUCAUCAUCCUCUCCUUCCUCCUCUGCUGGGCACCCCUCUCCAUCACGCCCCUCCUCCUGCUCGCCCUCGGCCCCUCCGAUUGGCUGGAACGACUGAGGCUCUGCUUCCUGGUAUUGGCCUACUGGACAGUGGUGCUACACCCAUUGUUGUAUGCCUUCACACGGCAGAAACUGCGUAAGGUCCUGCACACACGUCUGCGAAGGAUGCGGCCACGCAACACACACGUCCUCAUACGCUCAGCAGGAAGGAGGAGCCAUCACAAACACAGACUGGACCACAGUGAUACCAUGGACCGCUGCCUCACUGACACUGCUAGGGAGUGA